This is a messenger RNA of Pecten maximus, 6334 nucleotides long. RefSeq names its product zonadhesin-like. The transcript is spliced from 58 exons. Lineage: Eukaryota; Metazoa; Mollusca; Bivalvia; Pectinida; Pectinidae. Gene Ontology annotation, biological process: cell communication. The coding region runs from base 144 to 6260 and encodes 2038 amino acids. Gene Ontology annotation, cellular component: membrane. The record is from RefSeq and is a predicted model, not a curated record. Gene Ontology annotation, molecular function: scavenger receptor activity.
AUGAAACUGACGAAUCGUUCACAGUGUCACUAGUAUCUGUUAACAAUGACGGAUCACUCGGAUCACUCACGACAACCACUGUGACCAUUGAUAGCGACGACGCACCAUGCGGAGGAGCCUGUAAAGCAAAUGAACAUUGUGACAUGCAGUCCCAGGAAUGCGUCUGUAACACAGGAUACAUCUUGUACAGAAAGAGCUGCGUUCUGCCUUGUGGUGGACCAUGUGGAUCAAACGAACGAUGUGACAGAGCAUCGAACAGAUGUGUCUGUCUCACAGGAUACCUAACAUACAAAGGCGCAUGUGUUUUGCCAUGCGGAGGCCCAUGUGGACCCAACUCUUAUUGCGACAAGAACAGGAACGAAUGUGUCUGUAACAAGGGAUACCUUUCAUAUCACGGAUCAUGUGUCUUGCCAUGUGGUGGACCUUGUGCACCAAACUCUUAUUGUGACAAAGGCAGCAACCAGUGUGUCUGCAACAAAGGAUACGUCCUGUUCCAUGGAUCAUGUGCUCUGCCCUGUGGAGGAAAGUGUCCAUCCAACUCCCGCUGUGACUCUGUAACAAACCAAUGUGUUUGUGUAAAAGGGUACAUCUUCUUCUCAGGCUCUUGUCAAUUACCAUGUGGAGGACCUUGUGGCAAGAAUGCCUAUUGCGAUCAACAUUCAAACCAAUGCGUCUGCAACACAGGAUACGUUUCAUUCAAAGGAUCGUGUACCCUGCCAUGUGGAGGACCGUGUGCAGCCAAUGCCUAUUGCAACCAACACACAAAUGAGUGUGUUUGUAACCAAGGAUAUAUGAUAUACAAGGGAUCAUGUGUCUUGCCAUGCGGUGGACCAUGUGGACCUUACGCUUACUGCGAUAAGAGUAGAAACCAAUGUGUCUGUAACUCCGGCUACGUUCUCUUCCAUGGAUCGUGUACCCUGCCUUGUGGAGGACCAUGUGCACCUAACGCUUACUGUGACAAAGGCAGCAACCAGUGUGUCUGUAACAAGGGUUACAUGUUGUUCCAUGGAUCCUGUGUCUUGCCAUGUGGAGGACAAUGUGGUUCCAACGCCUUCUGUGAUAAGGGCAUAAACCAGUGUGUCUGUAACACCGGAUAUAUACUGUACCAUGGAUCAUGUACUCUACCAUGCGGAGGUCCAUGCGGAAAGAACGCUUAUUGUGAUCGUCUGUCUAACCAAUGUGUUUGUAACCAAGGCUAUUCACUAUACAAGGGAGCCUGUGUCUUGCCAUGUGGUGGACCAUGUGGACCAAACGCCCGAUGUGAUAUGGUUUCUAACAAGUGUGUGUGUUACCAAGGAUACUUCGUCUUCAAAGGCUCGUGUGUCUUGCCUUGUGGAGGACCAUGCGGACCAAACGCCUUCUGCAACAAAGGAACCAACCAGUGCGAAUGUGACAAAGGAUACUUUUCGUUCCAUGGACAAUGUUCUCUGCCAUGUGGAGGACCAUGUGGAGUUAACGCCUACUGUGACAAAGGCAGUAACCAGUGUGUCUGUAACAAGGGAUACAUCCUCUACCACGCAACCUGUUCUCUGCCAUGUGGUGGAGAUUGUCCUGUCAAUACUUACUGUAACAAGGGCGACAACCGAUGUCACUGUAACCAAGGAUACAUGGGAGACGCAUACAAUGGAGGAUGCCAUCUGCCAAGUGUGGUUCAGUUUGUUAAAAUCAGUUAUAACGUGAAGGAAGGUGAUGGACAGGUACAAAUUGAUUUAGAGAGAACCGGCGGAACAUAUCAGUCUGUGUCGGUAACUUGGGUAACUCGGGCUAUUAGUGCAUCAUACGGCAGCGACUUCUCAAACAACCAGGGAUCAGUCACAUUCAACAACGGAGAAAAAACUCAGUCCCUCUCUAUCAGUAUUGUCAAUGACCAGGUCUAUGAACAGACUGAGACAUUCUCUGUGAGUCUGACGUCAGUUUCAGUUGCUGUUGGAGCUACUAUCGGUAGUAGGAACCUGGCAACAGUUACUAUUCAGGAUAAUGACAAACCAUGCGGCGGCCCAUGUGGUCCUAAUGCCCACUGUGACAUGCUUUCCCAGAAAUGCGUUUGCGACACCGGAUACAUCCUCUUCCAGGGCUCUUGCUCACUUCCAUGUGGUGGACCCUGCGGAAAGAACGCCUACUGUAACCGUCAAUCCAACCAAUGUGUCUGUAACUCCGGAUACAGGCUGUACCACGGCUCGUGUGUCUUACCAUGCGGUGGACCCUGUGGCCCCAACGCACAGUGUGAUCUGACAACCAACAAGUGUGUCUGCUACCCAGGAUACGUUUUGUUCAAAGGAUCUUGUACCCUGCCUUGUGGAGGACCAUGUGGACCAAACGCUCGUUGUGAUCGUUCAACCAAUCAAUGCGUUUGUAACACAGGAUACUUUGUAUAUCACGGAUCAUGUGUCUUGCCAUGCGGAGGACCAUGUGGACCAAACGCCCGCUGCGAUCGCUCAUCCAACCAGUGUGUCUGUAACACAGGAUACUUUGUGUACCAUGGAUCUUGUGUCUUGCCCUGUGGAGGACCAUGCGGACGUAACGCCUAUUGUGAUAAAUCCAGAAACCAGUGCGUCUGUAACUCGGGAUACGUUCUUUUCGAACGAGCCUGUACCCGACCAAGCACAGUACAGUUUGUCCAACCAAGCUACACAGUCAGUGAAAGUGCUGGAACUGUAUCAAUUGUGGUAUCCAGAACCGGUGGAACCAGUAGCUCGGUGACAGUGUCCUGGUCAACCCAAGACAUAUCUGCUUCUUUCGGAAGUGACUAUAAGCAAAACCAGGGAUCAUUUACAUUCACAAGUGGUCAGACAACCAGUACAUUCUCUAUUGGAAUUGUUAAUGACGGGGUGUAUGAACAAUCUGAGACAUUCUCUGUAACCUUGAGCGUACAAUCAUCUCAAUCAACUAUUGUCAGCGUCGGAAGUCCGGGAACAACUACAGUAACCAUCACCAAUGAUGAUCAACCAUGUGGUGGUCCAUGUGGACCAAACGCCCGCUGUGAUUUGAGUUCACAGAGAUGUGUAUGUAACACUGGAUACUUCCUUUACCACGGAACCUGUACAUUGCCAUGCGGCGGCCCAUGUGGACCAAACUCCCGUUGCGACAGAGUCAGUAACAAGUGUGUCUGUAACACUGGAUACUUUGUAUAUCACGGAUCAUGUGUCUUGCCCUGUGGAGGACCAUGUGGACCUAACGCCCGUUGUGACCGUUCAUCAAACCAAUGUGUCUGUAACUCAGGAUAUGUUCUAUAUCACGGAUCUUGUACCCUACCAUGCGGUGGACCAUGUGGACCUAACGCCCGCUGUGACAAGAACAGUAACCAAUGUGUCUGUAAUACUGGAUACGUACUUUACCAUGGAUCAUGUACUCUUCCAUGUGGAGGAGCAUGUGGACCUAACGCUCGCUGUGACCGCUCAACCAACCAAUGUGUCUGUAACACAGGAUACGUCCUCUUCCACGGAUCUUGUACUCUGCCUUGUGGAGGACCAUGUGGACCAAAUUCUUAUUGCGAUCGUAACGCCAACAAAUGUGUCUGUAACCAAGGUUACAUGGUGUACCACGGAUCUUGUGUCAUGCCAUGUGGAGGACCAUGUGGACCUAACGCUCGUUGUGACCGCUCAUCAAACCAAUGUGUCUGUAACUCAGGAUAUGUUCUGUACCACGGAUCUUGUACCCUGCCUUGCGGAGGACCAUGUGGACCUAACGCCCGUUGUGACAAGACCAGUAACCAGUGUGUCUGUAACACCGGAUACGUACUGUACCACGGAUCUUGUACUCUUCCAUGCGGAGGAUCAUGUGGACCAAACGCCCGUUGUGACCUCUCAACUAACCAAUGUGUCUGUACCACAGGAUAUGUUCUGUACCACGGAUCUUGCACUCGGCCAUGUGGAGGACCAUGUGGACCUAACGCUCGUUGUGACCGCUCCACCAACCAAUGUGUCUGUAACUCAGGAUACGUCCUCUUCCACGGAUCUUGCACUCGGCCCUGUGGAGGACCAUGUGGACCCAAUUCUUAUUGCGAUCGUAUCUCCAACAAAUGUGCCUGUAACCAAGGUUACAUGGUGUACCACGGAUCUUGUGUCAUGCCAUGUGGAGGACCAUGUGGACCUAACGCUCGCUGUGACCGCUCAUCCAACCAAUGUGUCUGUAACUCAGGAUAUGUUGUUUACCACGGAUCAUGUACCCUUCCAUGCGGAGGACCAUGUGGACCUAACGCCCGUUGUGACAAGAACAGUAACCAAUGUGUCUGUAAUACUGGAUACGUACUCUACCACGGAUCUUGUACUGUGCCAUGUGGAGGAUCAUGUGGACCUAAUGCUCGAUGUGACCGCUCAUCCAACCAAUGUGUCUGUAACACAGGAUAUGUACUGUACCAUGGAUCUUGUACUCUGCCAUGUGGAGGAUCAUGUGGACCUAACGCCCGUUGUGACCGCUCAUCAAACCAAUGUGUCUGUAACUCAGGAUACGUUCUUUACCACGGAUCAUGUACCCGGCCUUGCGGAGGACCAUGUGGACCCAAUUCUUACUGCGACCGUAACGCCAACAAAUGUGUCUGUAACCAAGGUUACAUGGUGUACCACGGAUCUUGUGUCAUGCCAUGCGGUGGACCAUGUGGGCCUAACGCUUACUGCGAUAAGAGUAGAAACCAGUGUGUCUGUAACAGCGGCUACGUUGUGUUCCAUGGAUCAUGUACCCUGCCAUGCGGAGGACCAUGUGGACCUAACGCUCGCUGUGACAAGACCAGUAACCAGUGUGUCUGUAACACCGGAUACGUACUGUACCACGGAUCUUGUACUGUGCCAUGUGGAGGACCAUGUGGACCUAACGCCCGUUGUGACAAGAACAGUAACCAAUGUGUCUGUAACACCGGAUACGUAAUUUACCACGGAUCAUGUACUCUUCCAUGCGGAGGAGCAUGUGGACCCAACGCUCGUUGUGACCGCUCCUCCAACCAAUGUGUCUGUAACUCAGGAUACGUCCUCUUCCACGGAUCAUGUACUCGCCCUUGCGGAGGACCGUGUGGACCCAAUUCUUACUGCGACCGUAACGCCAACAAAUGUGUUUGUAACCAAGGUUACAUGGUGUACCACGGAUCUUGUGUCAUGCCAUGUGGAGGACCAUGUGGACCUAACGCUUACUGCGAUAAGAGUAGAAACCAGUGUGUCUGUAACAGCGGCUUCGUUCUGUUCCAAGGAUCAUGUACCCUGCCAUGCGGAGGACCAUGUGGACCUAACGCCCGUUGUGACAAGAACAGUAACCAAUGUGUCUGUAACACAGGAUACGUACUCUACCACGGAUCUUGUACUCUGCCAUGCGGAGGAUCAUGUGGACCAAAUGCUCGUUGUGACCGCUCAUCCAACCAGUGUGUCUGUAACUCAGGAUACGUACUUUACCACGGAUCUUGUACUCUGCCAUGUGGAGGAUCAUGUGGGCCUAACGCCCGUUGUGAUCGCUCCACCAACCAGUGUGUCUGUAACUCAGGAUAUGUUCUCUACCACGGAUCAUGCACUCGGCCUUGUGGAGGACCAUGUGGACCCAAUUCUUACUGCGACCGUAUCUCCAACAAAUGUGUAUGUAACCAAGGUUACAUGGUGUACCAUGGAUCUUGUGUCAUGCCCUGUGGAGGACCAUGUGGACGUAACGCCUACUGUGACAAAUCUAGAAACCAGUGUGUCUGCAACUCGGGAUACGUUCUUUACCACGGAUCAUGUACCCUUCCAUGUGGAGGAUCAUGUGGACCAAACGCUCGCUGUGACCGUUCAUCAAACCAGUGCGUCUGUAACACAGGGUAUAUCCUGUAUCAUGGAUCUUGUUCUCUUCCAUGUGGAGGACACUGCGGACCAAAUGAACGUUGCGACGCCAUGUCUAACCAGUGCGUGUGUAACUCAGGAUACAAGCGAUUCCACGGAGGACCAUGCUCUUUGCCAUGUGGAGGCCCAUGUGGACCCAACUCCUAUUGUAGCCUAGGAUCGAACAAGUGUGUCUGUAACGCAGGAUACUUCAUGUUCCAGGGUUCAUGCGCCCUGCCAUGUAAUGGAGCUUGUGUGUACAACGCUUACUGUGACAAAGGCUCAAACACGUGUAAAUGUAACACCGGACUUGUGGGAGAUGCCACAAAGAAAUGCGGAAUUCCUUGUGAUGGACGAUGUGGUUCAUUCCCACACUCUUUCUGUGACCACAACACAAACAGGUGCGCUUGUGAAACCGGCUACAAAGGCGAUCCGUACGGAAGUCUGGGAUGUGUAUGUGACCACAGUGGUCGCGGAGGACGUUAUUAAAUCCUAAAUAAUCCUAUAUGAUGUAUCUUUUAUCUUAGUGUAAUAAAAUUAUGUAUAUUUUCAGCAUGCACGAA